Molecule: messenger RNA, 2455 nt
Organism: Astyanax mexicanus (Mexican tetra)
Lineage: Eukaryota; Metazoa; Chordata; Actinopteri; Characiformes; Acestrorhamphidae
Product: G1/S-specific cyclin-E2
Exons: 12
Coding region: 60-1331 (423 amino acids)
Biological process (GO): regulation of cyclin-dependent protein serine/threonine kinase activity; G1/S transition of mitotic cell cycle
Cellular component (GO): cytoplasm; centrosome; cyclin E2-CDK2 complex
Molecular function (GO): cyclin-dependent protein serine/threonine kinase regulator activity
Source: RefSeq, a predicted model, not a curated record
UUUAUUUUACGACUCUUAAAGACGCUUAAAAGCGACGUGUUCUGGAGAGCGGGUCACACAUGCGCACUGGAGGCCGAGCUGUUUCUCCCGGUAUAAAGAAGUUGGCGCCGGCGCCAGUCAUUCAUUUCGGUCUCCGCCUCAGACAGCAGUGCAUACUUUUUUACAUUACAGAACACUGCAAAAACUGUAUAAUGGCCAGAAGAAGUGGACGGCUUCAAGCUAAAAUUGACAACAAAACAACGCAUGCAGAGAAGAUAUCCAAACUGAAGAAAGAGCAAUGCAGCAGGAAGAAAGCACUGACUAAGAGGCGAAAUGGUGAAACCCAGAGUCUGAAGAUUCAUGAGGGGUCCUGUAGAGCUGAGGGUCUCGUUGAAACCCCCAUGGAGGGGCUGCAGGAGGCAUUCGAGCAGCCAGACUUAUCACAGUGCUCUCGGCCGUCUCCUCUGCCUGUACUCAGUUGGGGCGGUUCGGAGGACGUGUGGGUGAAGAUGCUGAGUAAAGAGACGAAGUAUAAGCACGGUAAAAGCUGCCUGGAGAGACAUCCCAGACUCCAGCCCAAGAUGAGAGCGGUUCUACUGGACUGGCUGAUGGAGGUGUGCGAGGCGUAUGUACUUCACAGACAGACGUUCUACCUGGCACAAGACUUCUUUGACCGGUUCAUGUUCACCCAAGACGACGUGGAAAAGGAGCGUCUGCAGCUCAUCGGCAUCACGGCUCUCUUUAUUGCUUCUAAAAUCGAGGAAAUAUAUCCACCUAAAAUCACAGAGUUGGCCUAUGUUACUGAUGGAGCGUGCCUAGAAGACGAGAUUCUACAGAUGGAGCUUAUUAUGUUAAAAGCAUUAAAUUGGGACCUCUGUCCUGAAACGGUUGUUUCGUGGAUGAAGCUUUAUAUUCAGAUGGCCUCAGUUUAUGACUUCAAUAAUCUGCUGGUGCCACAGUUUUCACAAGAAACCUACAUACAGAUCACACAGCUUUUAGAUUUGUGCAUCCUCGAUAUCCACUCACUGGAUUUUAAAUACGGAACUCUGGCUGCAGCUGCCUUUUGCCAUUUCAUUUCAUUUGACGUCGUACAGAAAGUAUCAGGUUUGACGUGGGAGGCGGUGGAGGGCUGUGUGAACUGGAUGGCUCCCUUUGUAGAGACCAUGAUGGGUUAUGAAGGUGCAAAGCUUAAAAACUUCGCUAAAGUGACCUCCGACGACAGACACAACAUCCAGACCCACGCAGACUACCUGUCCAUGCUGCGUGAAGCUCAGCAGAAAUCCACUCUUCCCACGAAUGGCAUCUUUCCACCAACACCACCCAGCAGUGCAGAGAAAACCAGCACGAACUGACUGAGGGAGCCUGGACCACCGCCUGCCUUCAACCAGAGCUAAAAGCUAUUUUAACAUGUCAAACAUGUAAAAGAAAUUAAAAAUAGUCAGUUUGGGAGACAAACAUACUGUUAAACCAGAGUAGGAAAAAUUAACCUAUGAACUGAAUUGCAGUUCACACUUUAAACUUAAAUCUAAAGUCAGAAACUGCGCUGAUUUGCUGAAGAUAAAAGACAAAGCAAAUCCUCAGGGUUUUUUUAUUUUAUUUUUAUUUUUCCUUCACUUUUUUAUUAUCUUUUUAUUACCCAGAUCACUUCUAGAAACUGAAACACUUUUACACCUGGUCACAUCAUGUAACUUGAAACCAAAUCAAAAAUUUUUAACCAAAUGCGUUUACACUUGAUAGACUUAAUUAAUUCUCCAGUUAUUCACUGUUAAACAAAAUUCGUCAUUGGAUUGAUUGCUCUUUCAGAUGGAAUAUGCAAAUGUGCUUAGCAACACCAAUUAUCCCACCCAAUCAGCUGCAACCCCUGCAAACCAGGAGUUUUAAAAUCAGCAUAUGCGGCAUUACCGAGAAGCAUCACAGCACUAACGCUCGGAGGAAAGCGCAGCGACUCGGUUCUGAUACAUCAGCUCACAGAUGCCAGUGCUGACUAACAUUAACUUGGAAGUGAUGUGUGAUGUAAGGAGAGAGCGUGGCCAACCAGUUGUGCUCUCUUGGACUCCGGCUGCUGAUGUCUCCUGACCAUUAUUGCAUCGUGGCUUUAGUCCGCUGGGUGUAAACAGGGUCUUGGAUUUUAAUUAUUUGGUUCAAUAAGUGGUAAAAUAAAACAUGACAAGAUGCAGCAUUAUUUUAAGUAAAGCAAUACCUGAUCUUAAUCACUAUCGUGUUUAAUGUUCUAAAACAAAAAUUAGUACAAAACAAGUACUUUUUUUACUACAUUUUAAUGGCCAAAAUGUUUUAUGAUUUCAAGUCUAAAGAGUCCUUUGCAGCCAUGAAUAUUCACACGUGCAAUACUGUUUAUUUCGUUUUAUUUUAUUUUUUUAACUAUAAUAAUGGCCUGUAAUUGUACUUUAAAAAGGACCAAAUUCACAGUGUCUUACAAUGACCAUUAAAUUAAUUAUUACAUAAUUAAUUUCCAGUA